Messenger RNA from Glycine soja, 1548 nucleotides. RefSeq names its product U-box domain-containing protein 4-like. Lineage: Eukaryota; Viridiplantae; Streptophyta; Magnoliopsida; Fabales; Fabaceae. Gene Ontology annotation, molecular function: protein binding. The record is from RefSeq and is a predicted model, not a curated record. Bases 151 to 1209 code for a protein of 352 amino acids. Gene Ontology annotation, cellular component: cytoplasm; nucleus. The transcript has 2 exons.
GGGAUACACAUGUAAAAAUGUUAUCUCACUGCCCUCCUCCCAUUCAUAUAUACUUCCCUUUUCGCAACUCGCCACCAGCUUCCUCUUUCUCCCCGAACCUCAAACCCAAAACCCGAACCUCCGCUUCGGAUCCUAAUCCAGUAAUCCCUGAUGGGAACGGAAGGCUACACUUACAUGGGGCGCAGUUUGAGCGAACUCCGCAUCAACGACGAUUCCUCUUCCUCCGCCUUCAGCGACUGCAACAGUGACAGAUCUGGCGAAUUCGCCACCGCUUCUUCGCAAACGCGGCGGUUUCUCAUCGCCUGCGCCACCGAAAAUUCCGACGACUUGAUCCGCCAACUCGUCGCCGAUCUCCACUCCUCCUCCAUCGACGAUCAGAAGCAAGCCGCCAUGGAAAUCCGAUUACUCGCGAAGAACAAGCCGGAGAAUCGCAUCAAAAUCGCGAAAGCCGGCGCAAUCAAACCGCUAAUUUCUCUCAUUUCCUCGCCGGACCUUCAGCUCCAGGAAUACGGCGUCACCGCGAUUUUGAACCUCUCGCUCUGCGACGAGAACAAGGAGGUGAUAGCCUCCUCAGGCGCGAUCAAGCCGCUGGUUCGCGCGCUGAACAGUGGAACCGCCACGGCGAAGGAGAACGCGGCGUGCGCGCUUCUAAGACUCUCGCAGGUGGAGGAGAACAAGGCGGCGAUCGGGCGGUCCGGCGCGAUUCCGCUUCUUGUGAGCCUCCUGGAGAGCGGCGGGUUCCGCGCGAAGAAGGACGCGUCGACGGCGCUGUACUCGCUGUGCACGGUGAAGGAGAAUAAGAUCAGAGCGGUGAAGGCGGGGAUCAUGAAGGUGCUGGUGGAGUUGAUGGCGGACUUCGAGUCGAACAUGGUGGACAAGUCGGCGUACGUGGUGAGCGUGCUGGUUGCGGUGCCGGAGGCGAGGGUGGCGCUGGUGGAAGAAGGAGGCGUGCCGGUGCUGGUGGAGAUCGUCGAGGUUGGGACGCAGAGGCAGAAGGAAAUCGCGGUGGUUAUUCUUUUACAGGUUUGCGAGGACAGCGUGACGUAUCGCACCAUGGUCGCUCGCGAAGGUGCGAUUCCUCCUUUGGUCGCUUUGUCUCAGUCCGGCACCAAUCGCGCCAAGCAAAAGGCGGAGAAACUAAUUGAGCUUCUGCGGCAACCAAGGUCCGGCAACGGCGCUGCUCGAAGUACAUCAGAAGUGGUGGCGUAGACGCCAGCAGUAAUAAAUUUAUUCACCUUGGUGGUGUCUCACCGUGCGUGAGUGUGUACAAACACCACGUUUAAAAAUUGUGAAUUUGGUUAAAAAAAACACAACGUGCGUCCUUCAAGAGAGACGGAGAGUUAAACUUUGUAAAUAUCUUCGUAACGGAGAAGAAGCUUUGUAAAGUUUGUGGUACAAAAUGAUACGAGUUUGAGUUUGGUUUGCAUUUUGGGCUAUGCAAAAAUAAUGCACUCCCCCCCAACAAUACCACCGUUUUUUUCUUUUAUUUUCAUUUUAUUGCUGUGUGAGUGUGAGGACUGAUGGUAUCGCUUUUGGGUCCUUCUUCUA